AUGAAUCCACCUCUACUAUUCCGUGUGGCUCAGGCUCUCACUCACAUUGUACCUCGAUGUUCACCUAAGAAAAUGGAGAACAUUGAAAUAUGGCCAUUACACUACUGGGAAGCAGCUCUCAAGAAUCAUAUUUUGGGUCCUUCAAAUGAACCAAGAACAUCUGUGCUUCAAUCGCUCAGUGGGUCUUUUUGUUCAGGUUAUACAAAUUCUGGUGUCAGCAAUUGUCUCAGUCCUUUGAGAAAUCGGAUUAUAACACAGCCUUCAAGUCAGAGCUUACCGGUUCACAUAUCUUAUUUGUAUUACCAUCAAGUUACAAUGCUUGAAAGUCGGUCUAAAACAGCCGACAAUUUGGAUACAAUAGAUGAGAGUUUACUGCGAUCACUUAUACGUUUAUGUGAGUAUGAUUCAUCGAUUUGUAAUGAAGCAACUCGUUCAUGCGGUAACAGAUUAUUGAAUAGUCUGAUUCUCAAGUCAAAGUCGCAUGGAAUAAACAAUCUUAAAGCCGAUUUCGCGAAAGCGAGUUCAAUAUUCGAUAACAAUCAAGACUUCAGUGGUCUUGAGUCGCAGUCGUCAAAGCCUGGUUCGUUCGUGAAAACAUCUGGCAGCAAUAUUUCUGUCCCCAUAGAUCUCAGUAAUUCUAUUACACAAGAAUCACAAACAGUUUUUUCGCCUUCAGUCAAAACAAACACUGACGAUACUGUCUCACGUUUGAAUGUUGUGAACGACAAGAGAUCAAGCAACAUUUUUGAACAACCGUCUAAUACAGAAAAUACACCAAUGACGAGUUCUCCACGUCCCUCCCAGCCACCAUCAUCAAUCAAUACUCCCAUCUGUUCUCCAUCUAAACCUCCACCAAGUUCUACUCAUCACAACGUACCGACUCUUACUUGUUCAUUGGUUAAAUUUUAUGAUACAUUGCAAAGUACUGCUGGCGUACAGAUAUCGCAUACUGGUGCUGGUGAUCAAUCUGCUACUUCAGCUUGUCGUCAGGAUACCUGCUUGUCAAAUCUGAUCAGUGUUUGGCAGACCCUAGUCAGUGGUCUGUCAUGUCAGCUAGCUGAGACCAAGUUAGAGCUUACGCGUAGUCGAGAACUCAAUGAACAGUUGUCAAAGCAAUUAAGUGAAACUAGCAAGCAAUUAUCAGAUGCUGUUAACAAAUUUAUUGAAUUUCAAAAUACCAGUCAAAUUGCUACUGCAAAGUCAGCCAACAUCAUCCCUGUACCGUCUGCAUCGAAUGCUUUGCUUGAAACGCCUGCUCAAGAACUUUCAAAGGCUAUCAGUGAACUUCGACACUGGCUUCCAGAAGGUAUGGCAGCAGCUGCUUGUGCUGCUGUGAAUGCACGCUUAUCACCACCAACUCGUACACAAUCAUUUGGUCAGCAUCAAUCACCAUGUCGUUCUGAAACACCAAUACAAUCAAAUAAUCGUGUAACCGUACACGAACAGCACCACCACCAACAGCAGCAGCAGCAGCAGCAGAAAAUCUCUACUGUCAUUUCAUCUCCAAAAUCACACUAUGAAGAUGUAGAAGAAUUUCCUGAAGCUUAUGAACCUGCUGUUAACUUUAAACCAGUUUUAGAAACUUUACCAGAUCUUGUUGACUCAAAAACUGGUGAAGAAAAUGAUGAACGUUUGUUUUGUGAACGUGCUCGUCUAUAUCGUUGGGAUAAGGAAAGUGAAAGCUGGAAAACACGUGGUGUUGGUGAAAUUCGUAUUUUAAAGAAUACAAAUACUGGAAAAUGUCGAUUGGUUAUGAGACGUGAUCAGGUGAAGAAAUUGUGCGCAAAUCAUUAUAUUACCUCAUCUACUAAGUUAUCUCCUUCUACAAAAGAUCCAAGAAUGACUAUAUGGGCAGCUAAAGAUUAUUCUGAAUCGCUUGAAGGCAUUGAUGAACUUUUCAUGAUUCAGUUCAAAUCAUCUGAGAUACUUGGUGAAUUCAGUCGCAUCUUCUCUGAGUGUACUGCUAAAACCAAUCAGAAUUAUGUGCCUGCAAACACCGCAUCUGAGGCUGAAGACAAGUCUUCUAAGCAUAAUGUGACUCCUGUAAAAUUCCAACCAUCUUCUACGACUGGUAUUCAAUCGACACCUAUUGUAGCCAAGCCAUCGACAAUAGAGAGCAAAAGCAAUGCUCAGGUUCCAAAACAAGUAGAUUCAAUGCUUUCAAAGUUUGCUCCUAAAUCAGGUUCAUGGGAGUGUCCUACUUGCCUACUAUAUCAUGACGCCUCUGUUAUUGUUUGCUCUGCUUGUAAAACACCUAAACCUGGAUCUUCAAGUGAGUCCACUGCCACUACUACUACUACCAGUACUACCACUACCGCUACUUCUAAAGCUACUUUGUCCACACCAUUGUUUGGCGGUUUCUUGAAAAGUACCGGAGGAUUUGUAUUUGGACAGACAAAGCCUUUAGAGUCCAGUGUUUCCAGUGCCACAACUACCACUGCAACACUAGCAAUAACAACAACAACAACAACAACAGGAUCUGCAACACCUAAACCUGUGUUCAGUUUUGUUGCCACCUCGCCUAAACAGAAUACAAAUCUAUUUCCGACUACAACAUCUCAAACACCAGGAUCAUUGUCGUUUAUUUUCGGUAAUUCUCUUCCCACUACUACCACUACUUCGUCUUCUUCAUCGUUUGUGAAUGUAUUCCCGUCUACUCUGCCGACUACUGUAUCAUCCAGCAGUGAUAAGAAACCGAUAUUUCCACCGAUUGCAUCAACUACUUCUGUUGGCAGUGGUCAGUCGGGAUUCACUUUUUCGUUUGGUAAUGCUUUAUCAAAGUUGAAUGCAUCUACUCCUACUACUACGUCUACCACUACUAAGUUGUCGACGAGUUUUUCAACUCCAGCUCAAGGCGAUAGUCAUGUUGAUAAUGAUGACGAUGAUGAUAAAGUGGAAUUGGUCGACGAUUCCAAGUUAACAUUUAAACCAGUCCUUGAAGUGAUGCCUAAGAAAAUUGAAGUUUUUACCGGUGAAGAAAAUGAUGAGGUGAUAUUUUGUCGUCGUGCUAAACUUUAUCGUUGGGAUAAUAAUGCCUGGCAUGAACGGGGAGUUGGAGAUUUGAAAUUACUACGUUCCACGAUUACAGGUAUCAUCCGUUGUGUAAUGCGUCGUGAACAUGUUUUAAAGGUAUGCUGUAAUCAUGUGGUUGGUGUUGGUAUGCAAUUGAAACCAAUGAAUACUGGAGGUGGUCGUGCAUGGAGUUGGUGGGCAAUUGACUAUGCUGAACAAUCUGAAGAAGGCGGCCAAACAACUGAAACUGAGUCUACCGAUUUAAAUGGAGGCAGGCGUGAAACAUUUGCGGCUAGAUUUAAGCUUACUGAGCAUAGUGAGGAGUUUCGUAGCCUUUUUGAAGAAGCUGUCCAAGCAGCUGAAGAUCGUUUGGAUACAUCGCAGUCAGGUGAAACGAAACCGUCGAAAAAGUAUACAACUGAUUUGGACCAACAAAGUGAGGAUACGGAUUCUGAUGUUGUUGUCGUUGAGCGUCCUUUAAAGGUUAGUUAG
Molecule: messenger RNA, 3504 nt
Organism: Trichobilharzia regenti
Lineage: Eukaryota; Metazoa; Platyhelminthes; Trematoda; Strigeidida; Schistosomatidae
Source: the annotation of a GenBank genome assembly